This is a messenger RNA of Chaetura pelagica (chimney swift), 702 nucleotides long. RefSeq lists its product as uncharacterized. Bases 1 to 702 code for a protein of 233 amino acids. NCBI's taxonomy places the organism in Eukaryota, Metazoa, Chordata, Aves, Apodiformes, Apodidae. The record is from RefSeq and is a predicted model, not a curated record. Gene Ontology annotation, cellular component: nucleosome. Gene Ontology annotation, molecular function: structural constituent of chromatin; protein heterodimerization activity; DNA binding. The transcript is spliced from 5 exons.
AUGAGUGCAGAAGCUGGAAGGAAACGUGGUCAUACUCCCUCCUCUGGGGACAAGAAGGCUAAGAGGAAGCCUAAGAGAAAGGAGACCUACUCAGUCUACAUCUACAAAGUACUCAAGCAGGUGCACCCGGACACCGGCAUCUCCUCCAAGGCCAUGAGCAUCAUGAACUCCUUCGUCAACGACAUCUUCGAGCGGCUGGCGGCGGAGGCCUCGCGCCUGGCCCAGUACACGCAGCGCUCCACCCUCGCUCCAGAGAAAGCUCCGUGUGAGGGGCGCGAGUUGGGAGCUUCUUACGAACUGGUGAAGCUGCUGCGGCGCCCAAACCUCUGGGUUCCCCAGCACAACCUGCUGUGGCCGGGCCGGGUUACCUGCGGGCAGGGUUACCUGCGCGGUGGGCAGGGUUACCUGCGGGCAGGGUUACCUGCGCGGUGGGCAGGGGUCAGCGAGCCGCUGGGCUCGGGGCUGGCGGGCAAGGUCUCGUCCUCGCACGACAAGCAGAUGAAAAACUUCGGUGUGAUCGAUGUCACACUUCAAAGGAGUAAAACAAUGGGGAAGGGCAGCCUGGAGUGCAGAUGGACCAAGUCUGAGAGGAAAAAGGAUCUUGGAAUGGUGGAGGAGGAGGAGGAGGAGGAUGCUGCCGUGUGGUCCCAAGCAAGUUGUGGGGCUGGAGAAGAGGAUGACAUGGGCAGAGUGGUCCCAUGA